UCCAUUUCCAUUCCGUUUACUUUCAAUCAUUGUGGAUGGCGUGCUGACGUGCUGGCUUAGCCUAGUUGUAUUUAACCGCGUGUUGUGUGCCGAUGCUUUUCAGUAGCUGAGAGUGAUCCCGGAACAUAGAUUCUGAUAUUAAGCACUAAGAAUGGAUUACCUAAAGACAAAAUGGGCAAUUUGGUUCAAAUCGCUGGAUGCUGAUAAGGAUAACAAAAUAACACCUGAAGACAUGCAGAUUUCUGCCAAAAAGUUCGAGGAAAUUCGGAAACUAAUAGGAGAUAAGGGGUCCGUAGACGGAGCGGAGUUCGACAACACAAAAUGGUGGAACGACUACAUCUUCCGUAAGGGUCCCGGGGUGUCGAUGACGAAAGACGAAUUCGUGGAAUCCCUCGCAGAGGCCUACCAAAAAGACAAAGCGGCUUUCCGCCAAGAAAUGGAGCGAUGUUUCGGCGACAUCGCCAAAUUCGUCACGGAGAAUAUGGACCGUCCUAUACAGGAGCAGGAAUUCGCCUUUGGGUUCAAGGUGUUCGGUCAGGAGGAUGCCGGACAGGUAGCGAAGGCCUUCCAGCUGUUCACGGCCGCUUACGGGCAGCCCACGGUACAGCAGAUAGUGGACGCUUGGGUCCAGUUCAUUACAGACGAUGAUCAAAGCAAACAGGAUAUGAUUAAGGAGGCUUUUGGAAACUGAAACCAAUCACGUGACAGUGUUCUAAGAAAAAAAAAUACUUAUAUAUUUGUGGAUGUACCAUUGCCUGUUGUCUUUUAUAAUGUUAUUUUUUUCCAUUUAAUUCAUAUUUUUUCAUUUAACAAAAAAUGUACCUCUUUGUGUAAUUAAAUUUAUUUUAAAAAACA
Magallana angulata is the source of this 855-nucleotide messenger RNA. RefSeq names its product sarcoplasmic calcium-binding protein-like. Gene Ontology annotation, molecular function: calcium ion binding. Lineage: Eukaryota; Metazoa; Mollusca; Bivalvia; Ostreida; Ostreidae. The record is from RefSeq and is a predicted model, not a curated record. The transcript has 2 exons. Bases 152 to 691 code for a protein of 179 amino acids.